Molecule: messenger RNA, 3713 nt
Organism: Platichthys flesus (European flounder)
Lineage: Eukaryota; Metazoa; Chordata; Actinopteri; Pleuronectiformes; Pleuronectidae
Product: potassium voltage-gated channel subfamily A member 3
Exons: 3
Coding region: 21-1598 (525 amino acids)
Biological process (GO): protein homooligomerization; potassium ion transmembrane transport
Cellular component (GO): voltage-gated potassium channel complex; membrane
Molecular function (GO): delayed rectifier potassium channel activity; protein binding
Source: RefSeq, a predicted model, not a curated record
UUUGCUCUCUUCAGCCGCGCAUGGACGACCACCUCAGCCUCCUGCAAUCACCCCCGCCGAGCGCGACCAAAACUCGGGGUGACAACCUCGUGAAUCACGGGUACACGGAGACAGAGACCGACGUGAUGACGGUCGUGGCGUGCGACAACAUGCUGGAGGAGUCGGCGGCUCUCCCGGGCCACCACUCUCUGGAUAGAUACGAGCCGGAUCACGAGUGCUGCGAGAGGUUGGUCAUCAACAUCUCCGGCUUGCGCUUCGAGACGCAGCUCAAGACUCUGUCCCAGUUUCCAGAGACGCUACUGGGUGACCCCAAAAAGAGGAUGAGGUACUUUGACCCUCUCAGGAACGAGUACUUCUUCGAUCGGAACCGACCCAGCUUUGAUGCCAUCCUCUACUACUACCAGUCUGGCGGGCGCAUCAGAAGACCCGUGAAUGUGCCCAUUGACAUUUUCUCCGAGGAGAUACGCUUUUACGAGCUGGGCGAGGAGGCUAUGGAGAAGUUCAGGGAGGAUGAGGGCUUCAUAAGGGAGGAGGAGCGGCCGCUGCCAGAGAAUGAAUUUCAAAGACAGGUGUGGCUGCUGUUUGAAUACCCGGAGAGCUCGGGUCCCGCCCGGGGGAUCGCGAUAGUGUCUGUUCUGGUCAUCCUCAUCUCCAUUGUCAUCUUCUGCUUGGAGACUUUGCCGGAGUUCAGGGACGACCACCGGGAUCCGAUCCCCAUUGACCCUUCGAUAAAUGGCACACUCACGUAUUUCAUCAGCCCCUUCUCUGACCCGUUCUUUGUGGUGGAGACGCUUUGCAUCAUCUGGUUCUCCUUCGAGCUGCUGGUGCGCUUCUUCGCUUGUCCGAGUAAAGCCACGUUCUCCAAAAACAUCAUGAACAUCAUAGACAUUGUGGCCAUCAUCCCGUACUUCAUCACCCUGGGCACGGAGCUGGCGGAGAGGCAGGGGAACGGGCAGCAGGCCAUGUCAUUAGCUAUUCUGCGCGUAAUACGGCUGGUUCGGGUAUUUCGCAUCUUUAAGCUCUCGCGUCACUCCAAGGGGCUUCAGAUUUUAGGACAGACUCUAAAAGCCAGUAUGCGUGAACUGGGCCUGCUCAUAUUCUUUUUGUUCAUUGGUGUCAUCCUCUUCUCCAGUGCUGUUUAUUUUGCCGAGGCAGACGACCCAGAUUCGGGGUUCAGCAGCAUCCCAGACGCCUUCUGGUGGGCUGUUGUCACCAUGACCACUGUGGGUUAUGGGGACAUGCACCCCGUGACAAUCGGGGGAAAGAUAGUUGGAUCUCUGUGCGCAAUAGCCGGUGUGCUUACCAUUGCCCUGCCCGUGCCCGUCAUCGUCUCCAACUUCAACUACUUCUACCACAGAGAGACUGAGGGCGAGGAGCAGGCACAAUACCUACACGUGGGCAGCUGCCAGCCCCUGACGGACACGGAGGAUCUGGGGAAGACUCGCUCCUCUUCCUCACUCAGCAAGAGCGAAUAUAUGGUGAUAGAGGAGCAUGGGAUCAACAGCGCGUUCAAACAACAGCCCAACUUCCCCACCACCGUGCACAACAACUCGCAGAAUUGUGUGAACAUAAACCAGAAGAUUUUCACCGACGUGUAGCCAGUUUUUAAGAGUUAUGGCAUUUGUAUGGACACAGGCGAGGGGGGGGGGGGUGAUGUGUCAACACAGCCGGUUCUGUUGUUGGAAUCCCUGGGUUAGAUAGAGGGAGCGAGGAAAAGAAAGAACAAACCCUGUCUGUUCAGAUCCGCGUCUUUGUGCUCCAUUUAAUCCAGAAAUAAUUUUACAUCAGUGAUCUGAACUCAUAACUCUGUAUGUAUCCAUGCGCAAUUGGAGAGAAAAGCUCCUUGAAGUAUUAAGCCUAUACUAUUCCUUUCUUAGGGAGGGGGGGUACCUGUUGUGCGUUGUGCAAAAGCCAAUAUAUGAUCACAACAUGCAUAGACAUAGAAGCCGUAACUGUGAACGAAGAGCGCAAAUGUAUGCUGCUCUGAGAACACUCACAUUGUAUUAACAUGCGUUAUGAGUGAUUCGUCAGUCAUAGCCUGUGUAUAUUAUUCUGAAUCAUUUAAGUGUGCGUAAUGUCUGAAAAAACAGUUCAGGAUAUAUAAUCUCAAUUAGACCGUUCUGUGCUAUUUGCCUUUAUCGUGCGUUAAAGUCUAGUCCGGGUGCUACUGUCCAGCACCCGGUCUAAACCCUCUUUGUUUCCCGAUAGGCUGUUCAAUGCGUAAACGGCCCGAUGUAAACACAGGGGCCAUGCAGCCAAGUGUCAGUGUGUCGUCAUCGGUGCAGGACGCACGUGAGAGAGGAAAACCACACACAACACACUCAGUCGCGCACUCACACAGCGAUCAGAGAUGGAGCGUGCCUCUAACAGAGCCCGCUGUGAUGUAGUCUCCAUGGCGACGUUCGUUUCCGCGGUAACCCCUAGUCGCCGUUGCCAUGGCACCCCUUGUUUCCACAGUAACCUCCGAGAUGGCUGGGGAGCUUCCCGUGGAAGAUUCACAUCUGAACGGCUGAUCUCUGGUCUGUAACAAGAUUAUCAUCUUUGCCAUCGUGCGCUGAGUGCGUAAAAUACGAACCCCUGCUCGCUCCAGAGCCACGUGAAAACAAAGAAAAAGUUGCAACCACGAACUGUCCCCUAAACAUCAGAGCUGGGGGGGGGGGCGCAACUCAGGGAGGCGCUACACCAGGAGACAGCAUGUGAGGAAUUAUGAAUGGGACUGGGAUGCACUAUAUCCAUGAGUGCGCUACUGCGGGUGCUCACCAGAGGCCGCUGUUGUGCCACUGAAUGAAAUGGUAAAGCUUGUUCCGUUUUUCUGCUCACAACUCCUGGAACCCCUGACGACCCCAAUUAGACUACAUCCCAUACAGGGGUGCAAUGAGUCUUCCUGUUGGCCAAAAUUAAGAGCUGAGACCGAACACGCACUGGAUCUGAUUUUCUUCCCCCAGUCCUCGUCCUCCUGACUCUUCAAACCUUCUAACAAGUGGUGCCACACAUAUCUCCUCCUCCAGUGGACCCCCAUUCGUUCCGAAAUGGAAAAAGAAAAUGCAAUCACAACACAGAUGAAUAACAUAUUCUACUUACAGCUUUGUAGCUGCAGCUUUAUGACUGAUUCUGUUGUUGAGUUGACACAGUGUGAGUGGAACCAUCAGAGGAUCAGAAGUGGUUGAGACAGUGACAGAAUUCAGAGGGAAGUGUUACGGACUCUGACGUUUCUCCAAACUGCUUCUGUGUAACAAAUCAAAAAGGACUGCUUCAGGAAAACAGCCAGCAGUUUUGCAAAGCACAUUUGCAUUUCUGGACUUUCUACUUUCUGUUUCCAUGUUUCUGGCACAUGAUGAUCAUUGCGGACGAAAACUGUCAAACAGCUUUUGCUUCAAUUCAAAAAGUGGCAGAAAAUUAAGCCAAAUCGUGAUUUGCUGAUAUGAAACUGUGAUACAAAUCAAAGACUGUUAGCCAUAUGCCUUUGUUAGCUCUGUGUGCCCCUUAUAUUGCUAACAUGUGAAACACAAACUGUACGUGUGCUGGUUGCUGCUACUCCCCUGACCUACACAUGAAGAACUAAACCAAGUAGUGCACAUACUCAUACACACGCACACUCACACAGACUGUUUCUUCAAUCCCAGAGUGCACUGGUGUUUUUCUGGGACGGGGCAGAAUGUUGUCAUGGGGAAGGCGGUAUUUGUUCCGUGUUAUUCUGUAAUGUCUUAAACAUG